Messenger RNA from Mus musculus (house mouse), 15289 nucleotides. It is a transcript of the gene Alox15, whose product is annotated as arachidonate 15-lipoxygenase. Gene Ontology annotation, molecular function: oxidoreductase activity, acting on single donors with incorporation of molecular oxygen, incorporation of two atoms of oxygen; hydroperoxy icosatetraenoate dehydratase activity; iron ion binding. Gene Ontology annotation, cellular component: plasma membrane; cytoplasmic side of plasma membrane; cytosol. The transcript is spliced from 15 exons. The record is from RefSeq and is a predicted model, not a curated record. The coding region runs from base 12812 to 14893 and encodes 693 amino acids. Gene Ontology annotation, biological process: positive regulation of ERK1 and ERK2 cascade; linoleic acid metabolic process; positive regulation of cell-substrate adhesion. NCBI's taxonomy places the organism in Eukaryota, Metazoa, Chordata, Mammalia, Rodentia, Muridae.
UGCUCUGACUGUAUACACACGCUUGCCGUACCUUUAUCGCGUAUCUGAAUGUCUGGUAGGAAGAGUAGUGCCUUUGCCUUGGUUUAUGGAAAAAAAAGGAUAAUUGGUAAGGGCCAGAAUGGGACAGUCAUUGUCCAGACCAGUCCGGACAUCUGGGUAGGCAGUGAAGAGAGUAAUGAGUCUCCAUGGCCCACAUGGAGCUCUUCCUCAGGCUUCUGCCCAGUGAAUGUUCAGAGAGCCAAAUGGUUCAAAUGUCAGUGAGCAUUCUGAAUGGGCUAACAAAUCACCUCACCUGGAGGAGGUUUCUGUGCUGCAUGGUUGUCAAAAUCAUUUGUUUCUAAGUCUUGUAAACUAUGAGUCACAACGUUGGAAGUUAGAAAGACUGAUCUUUAGAUUUUUGGGGCAUGUAAGGAUUUAAAAAAAAAAAAAGCAUGAGGGUGUAGUUUAAUGCCAGAUUUUGCCUAGCCUGUGGGAGACCUUUUGCUUGAUUCCAUAGUGCCACCAAACCGAAGAAAAACUGCGAAUUUAGGGCCCUUCAGCUUCAUCACCACAAGAGGAGGACAUUUUAUAGAUGCGGAAGGUUCAGUGAAGGAGGUACAAGGAGGAGUUGGCUGGUGUUGGGGGUGGGACAGGGUUUGGAAAUCUUGUGUGGGAGUUGGGGCCUUAUUCCAGGAAGCAUAAAUUAUUUUAAAAUGUUCUUGAGGGGAAGUGACCUAAUUGGAUUUUCAGUGAGCCUUGGGAAUCUGAGAGAGUCUUGGGAGGAAAGUCGGAGCUCAAGAGACCAAGCAGUCUAGGCAGGUCAGCUGCCCUGGCAUUUAGUGUCUGGGAUCAGCGGCCAUGUGCUAUGCACUUGUUUUAGCUACUCUUGACUCUUGCUGAAGGCUCCUGGGCCGAGCAAUCUGGCUCCCUGUGUCUCCCCAGCAGAUAGCCUCCCAGCCGAGGCACUCCCUAGAGAUGGGGCUUUAGAGGGAAGGUUGUUGGAACCUGUAGAUAAUCCAGUUAAGCCGAAGUCCAAGAGAGCAGAUUAAGGGGGAGUUGGGGGGGGGGAGGUGCUUACAUUGCAUCAGCAGUGCAUCAGCGGGUUUGAGGCUUUGGGAAACAUACAACAUGUCUCUGGGCUCAGUACAUUAAUAACAGUACUUGAAUGAUCAAUGCCUCUGGGUAGCAGCAGCUGAGUGUGUGGGCUCUGAAGCUCAGGAGAGAGCCCAUGGUUGAAGAUUUGGUGAAAGGAUAAGUCACCCAGGGAACUGAACUGAAGAGAACUGAUGUGAAAUGGAACCCAGAUAACAUCACAUUCAGGGGCAUAAGGGGCCAUUCAGGGAGAGCCAGGUGUCCCGAGAGGGUGGGGACCUAAGGAAGUAAACUAGGUAGGAGGCAGAUGCUUCUGGCUAGCCUCAUGUGACCAUUGGGUAUGUCCAUGUCCCAGCCCUCCAGCUCUCAAUGGUGGAGCAUGAAGGGAUAAGCUAGAGCUGGCUGGAAGGCAGACCAUGCUCCCUCAUCCUUUGUAAGCCAAGGAGUAAUGUCCGGUCCCAUCUGUGAGCCACAGGGUGCCAUUCCUCUGAUAGAAUUCUACAGGGCCGAAUUGGUUUUCAGCUCUUGUCCCUUGUCACUUUCCUACUUCUGGCCUUUACCUACCUGGACUCAAGUACAAAUAUGUUUUCAAAUGCUGAAUAUUUGAAUGGUCUGCUCAGUGAAUUUCCCUAAAGACUAACUCAUCUGUUACCCUGUGGAUAGGGUGGUGUGCCAGUGUGCAGGGUGUUUUCUAGGAAGGUGCCCAGCAGGAAGGAGUCUUAGCCAGAAGGAAGUGUGCAUGCCUUGGUGAUCUGGAGUAAAGAGAUUCUUUGAGGUUUUUUUUUGUUUUGGUGGUUGUUGUUGUUGUUUGAGACAGGGUUUCUCUGUGUAGCCCUGGCUGUCCUGGAUCUCACUCUAUAGACCAGGUUGGCCUUGAACUCAGAAAUCUGCCUGCCUCUGCCUCCCAAGUGCUGGGAUUAAAGACGUGCACACCACCGCCCGGCUCAUUCUUUGAGUUUUAAAGUUUUAUUUAUUUCAAUUUUAUUUUUAAAAAGUUAGUUCUUAUUUAUGUGUGUGUGUGUGUGUGUGUAUGUAUGUAUGUAUGUAUAGAUAGAUAGGGGUGCCAUUGGAGGCCAGAAGAGGACAUCACAUCCCUGGGAUACAAAGGUUGUGUAUGGCUAUGUGGGUGCUGGGAUAUGAACCUAAGUUCUCUGCAAGAACACCAAGUGUUCUUAAUUACUGAACAUCUCUCCACCCCCUUCUCCUGUGUGUACUCACAUCCAAGCACACAUGCAUGCUGCUGUGGGGGGUCAGAGGACACUCUAUGGGAGUCAGUUCUCUUCUGGGGAUUGAACUUAAGGUGGUUCUGCCUGGUGGCAAGUGCCUUUACCUUCCUGAGCGUUCUUCCUCGCCCAAGUUCUUCAUGAUUUUGCUUGGUCCAAACUUGAGGUGUUCUAAGGUUUUCUUUUACUUGAAUCUCACUUUACAGUGGAUGUCCUUGGCAACUGUCAUGUUUACCAUAUCUUUUUUUUUUUUUUUUUAAGAUUUAUUUAUUUCAUUUAUAUGAGACUGCGGCUGUCUUCAGACACACCAGAAGAGGGCAUCGAUCUCAUUACAGAUGGUUGUGAGCCACCAUGUGGUUGCUGGGAAUUGAACUCAGGACCCCUGGAAGAGCAGGGGCUGAUUGCUGAGCCAUCUCUCCAGCCCAGGUUUACCAUAUCUUGUUUGUCCAGCUUCCAUUUGUUAGUUUAGAGCUUAAGCCACACAUUUGAGUGUCAAGUACAAAGACUCUAAAUCCGAUUUCACUUUGAUAGGCUUAGCCUAUCAGCUAGGCUGGAGGGGACUUUCCUCUUUGAUUCUGCCAUAUGUUUAACUGUCAGCCCCAUGAGUCAUUCAUUCAUUCUCAGGUUCCCUUCACAGAAACAGUCCUUCCUGCAGGCUCCACAUGCUGUGUGCAGAAAGAGCUAACAAAGAUGCCAAUAGUCACUGCCUUCAAGCACCUGUAGGUCUUGGGAGGGAGAAAGGGAAGUGUAACUGCAGUCACCUACAGUCCUUAGGUGAGGCCAGGCAUAGUUGGUGCACACCUUUCUUCUCUGCACUUGGGAGGCCCAAGGCAAGUGGAUCUCUGAGAGUUCAAGGCCAGCUUGGGCUACAAAGGGAGUUCCAGGCCAGACAGAGUUGUUAUGUUAUGUGGUAAGUCAAUCAAUCUCUCUCUCUCAAAAAAAACAAAAAACCUUUUAUGAUUGGAAAUCAAAAAAAGAGCCGGUAGUUGGGCAUCAAAGAGUUGGGCACAGCGAGAAGAUUGAAGGGCAUCCAGAGUCUAUCUGGUAUUUCAGAGCUCAGGCACUCUGGUCAGAAGGAGAGAGUGCUCCACCAGUUUUAAAUGGCUGGACCCAAGAACAGUAUAUAUUUUCUUACUUAUUUUGCUUAAAACAAUAACAAAGAAACAUUUUUGAAAGAUGUGGUGGUGGUGCAUGCCUUUAAACCCAUCACUCAGGAGGCAGAGGCAACUCUGCCAACUCUGAGUUGGAGGACCCCUAGGACUACAUGGACAAACUUGAAAAAACAAAAACCCCAAUUUCUUUUGAGAAUUUCAUGCAUGAGUACUUUAUUUGCAUAAUUCCCUCCCCUCCCUGCUCCUCCAUUAUCUCCCAAGUUUAUGACCUCCUCUGUAACCGUUAUUGUUAACAUUUUGACAUUUACACUAUUGUAGAAUAUGUCAACUGAAAAUUUUAUUUAUCAGAAAUCCCGACAUCUGCAGAAAGGGUGACAGUGUACCAGAUCCAGAUCUGUUAACGGAGAUUAAAUACUAAUCUGUUACAAGUGGACGUAUCCUCUGUGGUAGUUGUGAUGAUACGAUACUUAAUCCCUCUUACACGCCUCCUUUCUCCCUUUUUCUUUUGAGACAGGGUCUCGCGUGCAGACCAGGCUGGUCUUGAAGGCAGAGAUCUGCCUGGCUCUUCCUCCCCAGGAGUAAAGGCACAUGCCACUACACAGUGCUCACUCCUACAUUUUAUUUUUAUUUUUAAAAUUUUUGUUUUGUUUUGUUUUUUUGAGCAGGGUAAUUCCUUGGGAGAAUGAAGUGAGAGGACUAUAAAGUGAAGUCCAGCCUGGAUAGCCCAAGAGACUCCUAAAGCCUUAGUUAAACACCCAAAGAAUUGUCGCAAUUGAAAUCUUUCCAACUAUCCCACUCCUUUGUUACUAUUUUGUUAUUGUUUUUGUUUCUUGGAAACAAGGUUUCUCUGUGUAACCCUGGUUGGCCUGGAACUGACUCUGUAGACCUUGAACUCAUAAAUCUGCCUGCCUCUGCCUCUUGAGUGCUGAGAUUAAAGGCAUGCGCCACUAUGCCCAGCUACAUGGGUGUCCUUUAAUGCUGUUUGUGAACUUAAACUUUCUGUGUCGCCUCAUGGCUUGUACUGAGUCCCAUCCAUGACAUAAACUUCCUGACCCUGUUUCUCAGUAUCAACUCUUUGGACUCCUGAGUCUAAAAAGACUGAUCUCCACUGAGGGCACCUCUGGUAGCUCCUGCCAAGCUGCUAAAAUUUAUCAUUGCCGUCUAGACUAGCAAUUGUAUUUUCUUUUCUCUAGUUAAAAACAAAAGGGGCAGGAGAGAUGGUUCAGUGGUUAAGCACACUGACUACUUACUCUUCCAGAGGACCUGGGUUCUCAGCAACUGCACAUCAGCUCACAAGCAUUUGUAACUGUAACUCCAGUCCCAGGGAUCCAACACCUAGUCUCUGUGGGCAUAGCAUGCAUGUGCACAGACAUACGUGCAGGCAAAACACCCAUAUACAUAGAAUGAAUAAACAUUUAAACAGUAGAACUGGGGAGAUGGCUCAGUAAAAAGUGCUUGCCAUGCAAACACGGGAGCUGGAGUUUAAACCCCAGAAUCUAUGUAAGAAAGCUGGUUGCAGGGGCUUCGAGGUGACUCUGGUUAAGACUGAUGCAUCCUCUUUCAGAAGAUCCAGCACUCAUGUAGGAUGGCUUACACCCACCAUAACUGAAGCUCUAGGGACAUCUGAUGCUUUGGGCAACUAUUCCCAUACAUAUCUACACACAAACCUAUAUAUGUACCCAUAAUUAAAGAAUAAAAGCUGCUGGGCGUUGGUGGCACACGCCUUUAAUCCCAGCACUCGGGAGGCAGAGGCAGGCGGAUUUCUGAGUUCGAGGCCAACCUGGUCUACAAAGUGAGUUUCAGGACAGCCAGGGCUACACAGAGAAACCUUGUCUCCAAAAACAAAAACAAAAAAGAAUAAAAGCUGGUUGCACUUGUAACUCCAGCCCUGAGGAAGUAGAGGCAGAAUCCUGGGCCCCCCUGGCUAGCCAGCCUCCUUUGUAUAGUAAGCCAGUGAGAGACCUUGUCUCAAAAAACCUGGAGGAGCAGGCAUGGUAGCAUGCUUUUAAUCCCAGCAUCCAGGAGGCAGAGGCAGGUAGAUCUUUCAAAGUCUAAGGGGGAGGGAAGAAGGAAGGAAGGAAAGGAGAGUGUGUUUAGCACAUAAUUCAGAUUUAUAUAUUCUAACUAAAAAGGUGCCUGCCAAACAAUAGCACAUGUGUCUGAUAAAGAUUAAGUUCAGGUUGUAGAAUUUGGCAGACUGUCAUGCUCCCACUGAUUUAAGCCACAUAAUUGCCUGAAGACCGAUGAAGGCAAAGCCCAGCUUCAUUGCUUGUGUCUUACAGAUCAGGCUGCACAGUGAAGACCACACAGUGGAGCACAGUGCGUUCAUGUUUUGUUGUAUGAUCGAAGCAGAUCCAUGAAGACGUGAGCAGCAGAGCCAGUCUGGAUUGCAGACUGAAGGAAAAGGACAUCUCCUGUGUCACUGAUUGGCGGUUCAGUAGAAAACUGAAUCAGUUAUAAAGCAGGAUUUAAAACUGCCCCAUUGCCAGGCAAUGGUGGCGCAUGCCUUUAAUCCCAGCACUCGGGAGGCAGAGGCAGGCAGAUUUCUGAGUUUGAGGCCAGCCUGGUCUACAGAGUGAAUUCCAGGACACCCAGAGCUACACAGAGAAACCCUGUCUCAAAAACAAAAGCAAAAACAAAAACUGCCCUAUUGUCCAAUGACUUAAAAUAUCUUUACAUUUUAAUAAUUUAUAUUUAAUCCAAAGAAGAGUCAUGUAUUUGUGUGUGUCUGUGUGUUCUUUUGAGAUGAUCUCACAGUGGCCUGGAACACUGUGUAGAAAACCAGGCUGGCCAUGAACUCACACAGAUCUGCCUGUCUGGGACUGAAGAUGUAACCCACCACGUUCAGCACACCCCCCCCCCCCUUGAUGCUGCUUGGACACACACCUCUCCUAUCCUUGUGGCUGGGAUCUUGCUAUCAUCCAGGAACUCCCUUUGCCAAGGUCCUUGAUCGCUUCCGCUUUUCCUGCUUCCUGGACCCUGUGUUCCUCUGUCUUGGUUUAUUUUCUGUGUCAUCGGGGCAUCCCUUCCAGUGACUUCUUGAGAAAGGAUGUGUAGGCGGCAGAAUGGUCCAGUUCUCAUUCUUACCAGAACAUGGAUACGGUCAUGUCACAUUUCCCUGGCAGGUGCAGGGGGGGUGCAGUCAGAAAUUAAUAUCCCUCGAGAGCCUGUAGACGUCGGCUUGUUUUUCUAGUGUCCAGUGUUGUCAGUGAGAAGCCUGACCCCACUGUGACUAGGUUUUCAUGUGGCCUGCUUUUUUUUUUUUUUUUUUGGAUGCUUUUGGAUCUUUUGUUGGUUAUGGCAGUGUUCUGAGAGCUCCUUCUGUUGGCAUCUGAUGGGUUAAUUCAAUCAGAACUGAUAUUCUCAGUUCUCCAAAUGUUUCUUACAGUUUUCUUCACCACCCCCGCUCACCCAGGAAAUACCAUCCCACCAGUGUUUUACAUCUGGGGCACUCGUUGGUUUCUCUUACUGCUUCUCCCUUGUUUUCUGUUUAUUUGUCCUUUUGGGGGGAAAUCUUAAUACUUUUUUCUGAGGCAUCUUUUGAAAUGCUAGCUUCUGCUAUCACAAUUUUAUUGCAGAGAGGACGCAACUCUCUCUCUCUGGCGGUCUUCUCCCUCCUUCCCUUUGUCCCCAUCUCUCCCUCCCCUUCUUGUUUCUGUAAUAUCCUCCUCUCUGCAAUGUCCUCUUUUCUUAUCUCUUCAUGCUUUGAUGGUAAGUUAAAGCCUUUCCCCCCACCUCCCACCUCUCCAAGGCCCUUUCUGCUUGCAUUCUGUACUUCCAAUUUCCUUGCCUCUUUCCUAAUGUUUGCCUUUCAUUUUUAAAGUAAGGCCAAUGAGAUGAGUGUGUGUAUGUGUGUGUGUGUGUGUGUGUGUGUGUGUUGUCUGAACUUUUCUUUUUACAUUUGUGUGUCUGUCUGCCUGUCUGUCUGUGACUUUGUGUCUGUGUGUGUUUUCCAGGCACAAGUCACUGUGCCUAGCUGAGGAUAUGUAACAUCCAUAUCUAUAUGAACAUGGAUUCUCAUUUCCCCAAAACACAAGGUUUCACUCUUAAGUCACAUACCGCACAAAUGAUCUCCUUUGAGGUCUAGGUGAGGAGAGGGGAGGCUGUAGCCUUGCCUGUGAGCCCGAGCCUUGUUUGAUUCAGCCAGGCGCUGUUCACAUUCCUCCUGGAGGUUGCAUGGAACCUUCUCUAGGGCCCUUUGGAGUAACAGUUCCUGGCUCUUUUUGGUUGCUUAGAGAACUGUUCCCCACACCCCAUUCUUUCCAUGAUGACUACUGUUCAACCUAUAAAAUCUCUAACUUUUGUUGGGUGGGGGCUGGGAAAACAUUGAAGGGUGACCUGGGGAAGCAGUCUACCCCCACACUUGACUUUACCCGGUUGCUUCACAUACUGCUACCUCCACAGAGUGUAAGACCAUUGGUCAGACAGCUCUGUGUGCAGCUGCCAUAUCUUGUGUUUGGAAUCUGUCUCCUGCAAGCCAAGGGGCCUGUGGUUUAUGUCAACACCUUUGCAAUAAGAAGCAGGUUUGCUCCUCUCUCUACAUUUUCUCUUGCUUCCUGUUUUUUUUUCUUCUGUAUGCCUGUUCUAGUUAUUUUGUGAUAAGUCAUCCUAAAAUGUAAUGACUUAAAAAUUUCACAGUUAUUUAAUCAUUGUCUUACAGUUCUGAUGGUCCUGGGGCUCAGCUAAGUUCCCUCACCUGGGGACUCUCAUGUUGCUGUGCUCACAGUAGCCAAGGGCACAGUCAACUCAGAGGGUUCCUACCUCACAGAUCUGAUGACUGAUACUGGCAUUAAACUGGGAUCUUAAGUUAGUAUUGUCAGCUGGAACGUUCAUAUGUUCCUGAUAGAGAGUCUGUGUGUCCCCAUUGCAUGAUGACUAGGAAUGUCCUCAUUCUAAGAGUGAACAUAAUAAGACAACAAGAUAGAGGGGAUUGCUGACUGACCCCAGAAAUCACGUAGCAUUCCUUCUGUUGUAUACUGGCUGGAAGUCAAAAGGUCUUACUCGGGUAAGAAGGGGAGAUAGAGCCUCCUCAGUGAGAGACGCAUCGGCAUCAGGUAAGGGGACACAGAUGCUAUAUACGUGGUCAUAGAUGGAAAACGAUCUGUCACAGUCCUGUCUCUGACCCCAUCACAUCCCUGCCACAGGCAAACUAUGUGCAAUUCCUUCUCAAAGUCAUGGCCUGACUGGCAUCAGUUUAAGGUCCAGGGCCUUGUCCAAGUGCAGGCAAGGAUCUCUGGUGUGUCUGUUAGGUAAAACUCUUUCCUUCCUGUGAGUUCUCUAUGGAUUUUGGCUUCAGCUUUUGGGAAUUCACUUAUUUGUGAUGUAAGGAUGUGUGUGUGUGUGUGUGUGUGUGUGUGUGUGUGUGUGUGUGUGUGUGAGAGAGAGAGGGGGGGGGAAUGGGUGCUCAUGGCAUACAUGCAGAAGUCAGAGGCCAACCUUGUCACCCCUUGUCUUUCUGCCUUGUUUGAAAUAGUCUAUUCCCAUUGCUGUGUAAGCCGGGAUGAGUGGCCCAGCUUCUGGACACUCAGGGCAAGUGUCCUGCCUACUGUCUCCCAGGCCGCCUUUAGAACUUUAGUUUCUUCUUGGGGGCCAUUUUUCUACUGUGAUCAUCAGCGACUAGUUCUCUUCCUGCGAUUCUUGGGUACCGAAGUCCAAAGCAUAUUUUUGUCUUUGCACUGUUUCUGUUCCUUGCAGUUCAGAAUAAACAAUAACAAAAAGUCAUUUGUACAUAUUAUAUGUCUCAGCUACAAUUCAGUCUAUCAGUUAAAACACUUUAACUUUGUGGUACCCUUUUCUAGUUUGGAUUGGAGUUGUCUUUAAAAAUGUUUUUUAAACAGGUGAGAUAAGCACUCAUGUUGUUCAGGCUGGCUCUUGUUAUAUAGCAGAAGCUAGCCUUGAACUCAUGGUCCUUCUGCCUCUUUGAAAGUACUGGAAAAAUAUAGGCAAGCACCACCAUGCCAGGCUCAUUGGCCUUGCUUUUCCAUAAGAGGCUUGGGUUUUGUCUGUUUCAAGCAUCUUCUGGAAAUGUCCUGAGGUUUAGCAAGCGACCUCACAGAUUUGGACUUAAUCUUUAGAUCCUGUUUUCUAGAAAUGCCCUGAGCGUUUUGUGUGCCCAGAGCUCAUUUCCUAAUUUUGUCACUACUUAAUCCUGUAAGGAAUAUAUAACAUCUUAACUCAUCCUUAACCUCUUGCAUGUCAUCACACUGAGAAUCAUAUGGCAAUGUGAAUAGUGUGUCCUGAAAUUUCUUUGGAUCAUUGAGUUUCCAUGCUACUGCAUAGUCCAUGCUACUGCAGGGGACAGUAAGUGUCACUAUUAUGUCCUAAUGCUACAUACGUAACCAUAAUUGCCAUUGAGAAUGUAACUGUAGCUUUAAUCUUUAGACUUAUUAUGUAUAUAAGUGUUUUAUCUGCAUGUAUAUGUGUGCAUCAUGUGUGUGCCUGGUGCCUAUGGAGGUUGUUGGAAGCCCUGGAAUUGGAGUGACAGAUUGCUGUGAGCCACCGUGCUGGUGCUGGGAACUGAGCCCCAGUCUUCUGCAAGAGCAGCAAGUCCUCCUAACCACUGAGCUGCGGCCCUAAUCCCAUUAUCUCUUAGGUUUCGACAACCCUUUCCUUUAAACCCUCAAUGCAGCCUCUUCUAGUGCUAAUUCUGCGAUAAAUUACUUCAGGAGUUAGGGGUUUAAAAUAUUAACAAUUGUUAUGUCAAAUGGCUUUUGGGCUUACCAGGGGCAGCUGGGUACCAAGGGGAGUGCUUCUUGGUCAGUCUCUCAAGUGAGUAUGGUUACCUGGUUACCUUGUGCCUGGAGCUAGUCUUGUCUUCCAUGCUCACAUCUAGUGCUGGAAUGCUGACCAUUGGCUGCAAAACUUACACAUGUUCUUGGCAUGAGGUGUGUUCUCCUGUAGUGUGGUAGCUAAGUUCCAGAAGGACAAGGAGAUGUAGGUUAGGGUGGUACAUGCCUACAAUUCCAGCCCUUGGGGGCAUGAGGCAGGAGGAUCAAGGCCAGCCCUGGUUAUAUAUGGAGUCUGAGGCUACAGGCAACCCUGUCUUAAACAUAUCAACAAUGAAACAAAAACAAUAAAAAAGCAAGGGGAAAAGUACGUGCAGAGUUUUGAUGGCUUUGUUUUAGGAGGCUGCAAACCAUUGCUUCUGAUGUAGUCUACAGGUAGAGGGUGGCAAAAGAGUUCACGAAGGAACAAGGGGGUUGAGAUCUAUUCUAGUCAGUGGGAGGAGGAGACUCUGCAGGCGCUGGGAGAUGGCUCAGUGACUGAGGCUCUUCUUGAUGUACAAGUGUGAGGGUCUGAAUCGGGAUCUCCAGAACAGGUGCAGAGCUGUGCACAUCUGUAAUCGGUGCUUACUGUGAGGUGGGAGGUCACAGGCCACUCUCGGGAAGCUUCAAGGCCAGCCAGGCUGCGACAUGCUGUGUCAACAAGACACAAACAUUUUGCAAGGAGAGAACAGAUCCCUGAGGUGGUCCUCUGACCGUCCCAUGCUCACCAUGGCAUGCCCAUAUCUGCAGAGCCCUACCUAAGGAUUAGAUGAAAAGUCUGUGUGGGAUGGGCCGUGUGAGGCCGCCAUGUCUGGAAUGUAGUCUUUCACGAUGCCAGGCUUUUAUUUUAUUUUACUUUUUAAAGGUUUCUGUUUUGUGUGCCUGAGUGUUUUGCCUGCAUGAGUGUGUGUGACACAUGUAUGCCCGGUGUCCACAGUGGUUGGAAGAGGCAAGAACAGCAGGCGCUCUGAACUGCUGAGCCAUUUCUCCAGCUCCCAAAGAGAUGUUUUACUCAUGCUCCUCGCCAUCCUUGUUACAUUAAAACUAAGAAAAAGGGCUUGGAGUGUAGCUUAGUGGGUGGAGUGUGCGCCUAGCAUGCCCUCGGUCUCCAGCACUAUAAAAAAGUUUUUAAAAAACAAUUAUAAAUUCUUACUCUCAAGAUGCUAUCAAUGUAUUUCUAGGACAAAGAAAAGCUUAUAUGUACCUAAUUCAUUAACUUACUCUAAUUAAACUCUUUAAUACAGUGUAUUUUGAUCAUGUUUCCCCCCCUCAACUAUGCUACCAGAUUCUCCCCUAUACCACUGUGCACUCACCCUCAAGUUUUCUCUUUUGAAAACAAAAUCCCCCAAACCCCAAAUCAAAACAAACAAAAACUCAAUAAGACAAAAAAAAAGUCAAAAUGCCCCAGUGUAUGUCUGUGAGUGCACAGUGGUAUCAUUUUUCCUGUGUCUAGAAGAUGCUGUGCUAUUGGAGUCAUCCUUCACCUCUGCCUCUACUGCAUCUCACCCUCUGCCUCUUCUGCAUAGAUCCCUGAACUCUGAGUCGGGGUUUGAUGAAGACGGUUCACUUAGGACUGGGUUCUCCAAAGUCUCUCACUCUGCUCGUUACCACACAGUUCAUUUUUAAAGUGGUAAAUAUUAACUUUUUCCUAACUUCUUGUAAAUUUGUUAUGGUUGUUAUAAAAAAAUUCAUCUUGUCAUAUUGGCAUUUAAUAUAAAGUUUAUGUUAAUUAAACUUAAAAAUAAAUAUUUAAAAUACAAUAAACAGCCUGGUCACAGAAGACACUAUGUGGGGCCAGUUUGGUCAUCUGAUAAUUGCCGUCUUAAGUGGAAACCUACAUUUCAGGCUCCAGGAACCAGGAAAAGAAAAUCUUUUGGGUAGAAGAAUACCUAGUAUCUCCCUCUAUCUCGCCACUCCACACCAGGACAUCACAGCUAUGCAGGACUAAGUAGCAGAGUGCCUACAACUUGGAGAUGUGCCCUGCACUGAGCAAGAGGGCUGGAGAAAAUGGAGCUCUGUAAAUUGGCAAGAGUAGGGAAAUCCAGAACAGGAAAGAGCUGGAAAGAGGAACCUUGAAUUGUGUGCAUGAGUUUUUACAAGUCCGGGGCUAAUCGCAGAGCUGUGCAUGCAGAGAACAUUCACACAGCAGCCGAUGCCUUUGAAAGGCUGAAUUACGACACCUACUGCAAUCUUGGUUCCAGACCACGAGAAAGGAGUGUGCAGAGUAGAUCUGCAGCAGUUCAGGCAAAGGUUUUGACACUGAAACCACAGAAAGCAAGAUAGAUGGUGACCUUGAAUCUCACUGUUGUGUGGCUUCCCCCCACAGAAUGGGGAUAAAUAUCUAAUCCCCUGAACCAGUACACCAACCAAAUGAAUCAUUCCACUCAAGCUUGGGGAACGUGGGUAACUAAAAGGCAGAUGCGUUUUCAAGAAGCACCUCAGCAGGGUGACAACUCACAAAGACCAUGGUCUUUUUAAAGUUUGAAAUGACAUGCCUCUGUCUGUCUGUCAUCUCUUCUCUGGAUGAAUCAUGUGAGUGUUAUUGAAGUCAGUUUUCUUCUUUCAACACGUGGGUCCUAUAUAUCAAACUCUACAUCAGGACUGGCACCUAUACCCACUGAGCCUUCCAGCCUACUCAGAAAUGCAGCUUUCUGACCACCUUGUCGGCAUCUCAACUGAAGAGUCGUCACUCUCCAAGUGUUGUUCAAAGGGAGAAAACUUCAUCUGCAAGAUGGGUGUCUACCGCAUCCGCGUCUCCACCGGGGACUCCGUGUACGCGGGCUCCAACAACGAGGUCUACCUGUGGUUGAUCGGACAGCAUGGGGAGGCAUCUCUCGGGAAGCUGUUCCGACCCUGUCGGAACUCGGAGGCAGAAUUCAAGGUGGAUGUGUCAGAAUACCUUGGGCCACUGCUGUUUGUGAGAGUGCAGAAAUGGCAUUAUCUCAAAGAGGACGCCUGGUUCUGCAACUGGAUUUCUGUGAAGGGCCCCGGAGACCAGGGAUCGGAGUACACGUUCCCCUGUUACCGAUGGGUUCAGGGCACCAGCAUCCUGAACCUCCCUGAGGGCACUGGCUGCACCGUGGUUGAAGACUCUCAAGGCCUGUUCAGGAACCACAGGGAGGAGGAACUGGAAGAAAGGAGGAGUCUGUACAGGUGGGGCAACUGGAAGGAUGGCACAAUCCUGAACGUGGCGGCGACCAGUAUCUCUGACCUCCCUGUAGACCAGCGAUUUCGAGAGGACAAAAGACUUGAAUUUGAAGCUUCACAGGUUCUGGGGACAAUGGACACCGUUAUUAACUUCCCUAAAAACACUGUGACCUGCUGGAAAAGCCUAGAUGACUUCAACUAUGUUUUCAAGAGUGGCCACACCAAGAUGGCUGAGCGGGUUCGAAACUCCUGGAAAGAGGAUGCUUUCUUUGGGUACCAGUUUCUCAAUGGUGCUAACCCCAUGGUGCUGAAGCGGUCUACUUGUCUCCCUGCCCGCCUGGUAUUCCCUCCGGGGAUGGAGAAGCUACAGGCCCAGCUGGAUGAGGAGCUCAAGAAAGGCACUCUGUUUGAAGCGGAUUUCUUCCUUCUGGAUGGGAUCAAGGCCAAUGUCAUCCUUUGUAGUCAGCAGUACCUGGCUGCCCCCCUCGUCAUGCUGAAGCUGCAGCCCGAUGGGCAACUCUUGCCUAUAGCCAUCCAGCUCGAACUGCCCAAAACUGGGUCUACCCCACCGCCGAUUUUCACGCCCUUGGAUCCCCCAAUGGACUGGCUCCUGGCCAAAUGCUGGGUCCGAAGCUCAGACUUACAGCUUCAUGAGCUACAGGCUCAUCUUCUGAGGGGACACUUGGUGGCUGAGGUCUUUGCUGUGGCCACCAUGAGGUGCCUGCCUUCCGUGCACCCUGUUUUUAAGCUUCUAGUUCCUCACCUACUCUACACCAUGGAAAUCAAUGUCCGGGCCAGGAGCGACCUGAUCUCAGAGAGAGGCUUUUUUGACAAGGUGAUGAGCACAGGUGGAGGAGGCCACCUGGAUCUUCUCAAGCAAGCUGGAGCCUUCCUGACCUACAGCUCAUUGUGUCCCCCUGAUGACUUGGCUGAGCGAGGACUCCUGGAUAUUGACACUUGCUUCUAUGCUAAAGAUGCCCUGCAGCUCUGGCAAGUCAUGAAUCGGUACGUGGUGGGAAUGUUCGAUCUCUACUACAAGACCGACCAAGCUGUUCAGGAUGACUAUGAACUGCAGAGCUGGUGUCAAGAGAUCACUGAGAUUGGGUUGCAAGGUGCCCAGGACAGAGGCUUCCCCACCUCCCUCCAGUCCCGGGCUCAGGCUUGCCACUUCAUCACCAUGUGCAUCUUCACAUGCACUGCGCAGCACUCUUCCAUCCAUCUUGGCCAGCUGGAUUGGUUCUACUGGGUUCCUAAUGCACCCUGCACCAUGCGGCUGCCACCACCUAAAACCAAGGACGCGACGAUGGAGAAGCUGAUGGCGACGCUGCCCAAUCCUAAUCAGUCUACUCUCCAGAUAAAUGUCGUUUGGCUCCUGGGCAGACGCCAGGCUGUUAUGGUGCCCCUGGGCCAGCAUUCAGAGGAACACUUCCCAAACCCUGAGGCCAAAGCUGUGCUGAAGAAGUUCAGAGAGGAGCUGGCUGCCUUGGAUAAGGAAAUUGAGAUUCGUAACAAGAGCUUGGACAUACCUUAUGAGUACCUGCGGCCCAGCCUGGUAGAAAACAGCGUGGCCAUAUGACCAUCCCCCCUCUCGAUUUGUUAUUUAAUCAAGACCACUCAAGUGCAUCCCUGUGCUUGAGCCCCGCCCUCUGCCAGUGUGGAACCCUUUUCCAAGAGCCCGCUUUCCAUAGUCUGCUGUAGUGAACACAUUUUGCUUUGGAUGCGUUACCCAGAGUGCCACUUUUCAUUCAUCCUUUCUGCUUUUCCUUCCCCAUAGGGUAAAUAAUAGCCAUGCUUGGGAAAAGCACCCCGGGAACACAAAAGGGUGAUAAUAUACAUUGUUACACAUCGUCUAUGAAUCAAAUAGAUCUCAAGCCUUAAUAGAGUCUAAUAGCAACAAUAAAAGAUGUUUUGGGCUAGUGAUAGAAAAGAACAGGGACCUAAUUAUUUUAAAUAAAAUGUUGCAAAGAUUAUA